UAAAGAUCCCGUUACCGAUUACACUAGAUAGAAAUAAUGGAAACUUCAAGGAUAUUGAAAUAGAAAGUAAAAGCACGUACGAUAUCUGGUGGAGAAUAGGUUCUAAAGUUUAAUUCCUUUACAAUAACAUUUUCCACAACAAAAAUCGUCAGAAAUGUUUCAAGAUGUCUCACUACAAUUUACGUUCUCGCCUAUCAGCCACUCUACCGCCACAGUUGACGCCGCCAACAUCCCCACCUGACGAGUCGACAGUUCCGGAGCAACCACUUCACCCAUCAACUACCAUAUCAAAACAAGACACUCCAAAAUCAUCAAGCAGACGCCUUCCGCACCUGGCCACCCUCCAACAGACGGGGAACGACCGGCGAGAAACUCCCAUACCGCACAGACUUCAGACCCAAGAGGCGCACACGACAAUACAUCAUUCAUAUAAAUAUAGUGUGUAUUUCAUAAUUGUGUUCUUAAAUUUGUAUUUUCAUUGAUACUCUAUUGUAUAUAUAAUAUCAUUUUAUCGUUACAUUUUUGGUUCCCUAUUGUCAAUUUUACAUUUCAUUAAUUUCAUAAAAUGGAUAUUGUUAUUAACAUUUCAUUUUUUAUAUUGUUCUCUAAUUAUUUCAAGUUAUUAUUUAAAUACAAUGGCAACUCUUCUAGUAAUUUAUACAUUUCCCUCCCUUUAGAUCACCAUCAACUGCAUCACAUAAAAUACUUUUUAAAUACUUUUCCCAAAUUAAGAAAAAUCCAUAGACGCACUAAAAAAUUACUAUUUACCCACAUGUUAAAUAAUCCUAACAUUUCAUUUUCAAGCUUAAUUUUUGCUAUAGACUACUUCGACAUAAAUAUACUCUAUCUUCAAAUGCUCGACCAUCUACUUUAUGAAAUCCACCCCCUAAAUUUUCAAAUCUGCCAAACAAUUAUUUUAAGGUUCGGUUCAAAAUCCCAAAUAUCCAUAAUAGCCCACAAAAGAUUUCUUCAAUCAAAAUUUCUACCUCCCUCCUUAUCCAAUUUUUCCAUUACAGACAUCUUAAAUGCAGAUCUUAAACAAAUCAAUAACUUAAUGACUCAACAUUUUCGCCUUUACAAACAAUCCCUUAAAUGCCAAUCGAUCCCUAUCGAUUUUGACAACACAUAUUGUCGAGUUUGUCAUGCUUCGCUGAAACAUUGUCGUCCAAAAUUCAAAAAACUUGAUCCUCUUGUUCAUUUAUUCUUAAGUCGAACCCCUUGUUGCCAUACACCCCAUCAUAUCUUCUGCUCCUAUGACACUAUACAAAACGGAUUCAAAAUUUGUAAAUUAUGUCUUCAUACUGUAAAAUGUUUCAACUGGAAACUAAUAAAACAGUAUAUGUUGGAACCCAAAUGAACAUACUAAACAUAAAAAUGUAUAACUAAAUGUGACUAUUAAAGUCACCUAUGCUAAACAUUAACUUACAAACUUUUCAAUUGUAUAAAUAAUACUUGAUAAUUCUUUUGUUUUCCAACAAAUACUAACAUGUAUAUAGACUGCUUUGUCAUUAUUGUGCAUUUCAAUUACGUUGUACUUGAUCUUUGUCUUAUUGAUGUUUCAAAUAAUGAUCUAAGUAUUAAUUCUCUAAUAUAGUUUAUUUGAAACCCUGUUUAUAUUUGUUGUUUUGUUAUAGACACUUCAGGCGGAGUGUAUAUUUAAAGUUGUUGUAUUUUCAUUUACGA
This is a messenger RNA of Dreissena polymorpha, 1683 nucleotides long. RefSeq lists its product as uncharacterized. NCBI's taxonomy places the organism in Eukaryota, Metazoa, Mollusca, Bivalvia, Myida, Dreissenidae. The record is from RefSeq and is a predicted model, not a curated record. The transcript has 3 exons. The coding region runs from base 165 to 482 and encodes 105 amino acids.